Molecule: messenger RNA, 909 nt
Organism: Carassius carassius (crucian carp)
Lineage: Eukaryota; Metazoa; Chordata; Actinopteri; Cypriniformes; Cyprinidae
Product: collagenase 3
Biological process (GO): extracellular matrix organization; collagen catabolic process; proteolysis
Cellular component (GO): extracellular matrix
Molecular function (GO): metalloendopeptidase activity; zinc ion binding
Source: RefSeq, a predicted model, not a curated record
AUGUAUGAACCUCUGGAGCUCAGACGCUCAGAGCCUGACUCAUUUAAGGCCAAACUGAAGGAGAUGCAGCACUUCUUUGGCCUGGAAGAGAGUGGAGAUGUGGAUCCACAGACCGUAGCAGCUAUGAGAAGAGCUCGCUGUGAUCUCUCUGACAUUGAGCCAUUCAGAAGGACAAUGUGAUGAAUGAACAGAGCUCUAAAGAUGAGAAUCUCCAGAUUCAGCUCAAAGCUGACAGCUGCACAAGUCAGGACAGCACUCAGACAGGCAUGGAAACUUUGGGCUCCAGCAGUGCUGAAAUUCCGAAGACAGAGAAGGAGUGAUGCUGACAUCAUUAUUUCCUUCAAUAACAAAGAUCAUGAAGAUGGGUCACCGUUUGAUGGUGAGGGAGGUGUCCUGGCACAUGCCUUCUUCCCUGGCCCGGGCAUUGGAGGAGAUGUGCACUUCGAUGAUGAGGAGGCCUGGACAAUAAAUGCCAAGGGGUUUCGGCUCCAUGAAAACAUACUUGCAAUGUUUUCUGUGCUGAAGUGACCUGUCCCUGGAGCCAUCAUGUUCCCAGCCUAUAAUUUUGUCUUGCACACUGUUUUGCAACUGUCUUUCCUGGAUGUCAAAGAUAUACAGGAAAUGUAUGGUAUGAAUGAAUCAGACUUUGCAAAGUUACAUAAAUGGGCAAAAACAGAUACAUUUGAGCCUAUGCUAUCAUUCGACGCACUGACAGUUAUGCAACAGGAGUUUGUUUUCUUUAAAGACAGGUUUAUUUGGCGGGUACAUCCCAGUUUUGAGCAAAUAGGAAUCACAGUAAUAACAAGUUUGUGGCCUGACCUCCCAGCUCACAUAGUAGAUGCUGCCUAUGAAAACACAUACAAAAACAACAUGCUAGUUUACAAAGGCUCUUAAUACUGGGAGGUCUAA